Messenger RNA from Stegastes partitus (bicolor damselfish), 1043 nucleotides. RefSeq names its product ependymin-like. The record is from RefSeq and is a predicted model, not a curated record. The transcript is spliced from 6 exons. Lineage: Eukaryota; Metazoa; Chordata; Actinopteri; Pomacentridae. Gene Ontology annotation, cellular component: extracellular region; lysosome. Gene Ontology annotation, biological process: cell-matrix adhesion. Bases 1 to 654 code for a protein of 217 amino acids. Gene Ontology annotation, molecular function: calcium ion binding.
AUGAACUUCAUCCGUGUUCUGUCCUGCCUCACCCUGCUGGUGACAGCUGCUGCUGCCCAGCACCCCAAACCCUGUGAAUCUCCUCCGUUGAUGAGCGGCGGCCACACUGUGAUGGUUGGUGAAGGAAUAACGGCCACAGGAAAUAUCGCCUAUGAUGCCUUUGCACAGAGGGUUCGGGUUAGAGAGGUUGCGUUGACAGGCAACCACACUGCUGUUACGGAGCAGCUGAUGCUUUUCUCAGAGAAAGUCUAUUAUGAGAUUGACUGGUCGCGUGUGAAAUGCACGAAGAAGAAGCUGGACGGCUUCUUCGUUCCCAUGCACGUGCCCAAGGAUGCUAAGCUGAUGGGUCAGGUUUUCAUGGGAUCAUCCUCCUCUUGGGGAAUGGGUGUGCUGACCAACACCUGGUACGGAAGCUUGCCAGGAAACGGACUUUACUCAAAUGUCUUUACCGAGAUCGGCUGCAUCCCUUUGACCUACACCAGCUAUACCCCAGCACAUGGGUGGAUCACAGUCAGCACCUUCAACUGGGUGGUGGGCCUCUCAAACCCCAUGGACUUCGUCCCCCCUAGCAUCUGUGAAAGAGCUGAACUGGAGGAAACAGAGACAAUCGACAACUUCUUCACCGCCCUCAGAUCUCUGGCCAUAAAGAGCUAGAAACACGAGUGAAAACCUGAGAGUGUCUCCCUGAGAUAAUCACAGAUUCUGCUCCUGUCAUCAGAGCAGAGCUAAAUUUGAAAAUGAAAAGUAAAAUGAAUCACACAAACAAGAUUUCCAAAGUGGUUUUCACCUGCUGUGCCCCCAUGUAGCCACCAGACAACAAACACAACAGGAAUGCAUGUGACCCAUCAUUCGUCCGAUGUGUAGUUAUAAUGGAGGGGGGAAAUCUUGUACGUUGUGAAAGGAUAUAUUGAUCUAACGCAGUAAAAUCUAGAAGUAAACAGUUACAACCAAGUGAAGGAGGCCUUCUUAGAACAGCUCAGGUCUCGUAUUUGUUGUGUAUCUGUCUGCUUUUUACUGAAAUCCAUAAAAAGCAUUCAAAAAUA